Molecule: messenger RNA, 2614 nt
Organism: Salvelinus sp. IW2-2015
Lineage: Eukaryota; Metazoa; Chordata; Actinopteri; Salmoniformes; Salmonidae
Source: RefSeq, a predicted model, not a curated record
GAACUGCAUGGAGCGCAUUCAAAAACUCAGUUUGAGAAACUUCCCAGUUGUCGAGCAAAUCCUCAAUGAACAAGAGGCCAAUGGUCUUUGGCUAGAAGGUGAUCCUACUGUGGAAGACGAAGGUCCACCAUCACUGUACAGAAGGAGAAGAGCCAGCACAGCCUCUUAGUCAGACAACAGACAUGGGGGUGGAGACAUGGCCUGCACCACCGGUCAUCAAACAGGAGGAAAUGGAUGAUGACGACAUGGAGUCUCAAGCGUACGACAAGUGGAUUCCAGUGRCACACUGGGCCGAUCAGAAUAUCACAGGAGAAAGUGACGAGCAAGAGAGAAGUCAAUCAUCUGGGGGAUCCAGAGAACUUGGACUCGACGACUUCAAGACGGAACAGAGUCCGUUGCUGGUGUCAGCUGAGGAUGCUCCGGCACCCACGAAGAAGAAAUAUGAUAAAAGGUACAGCUGUGAAAUAUGUGGAAAGACUGAGAACAAGAAAGCCAGAAUGACAAGUCACAUGCGAAAGCACACAGGGUUGCCCUUCAACUGUGAUAUCUGUGGCGAGAAAUUCCAGUGUCAGAAAUUAUUGACCAGACACAAGCGCUUCAAUCACUACACAGGGAUCAUCUACAGUUGCUCUGUGUGCGGAAAAACUUUCAUGCAGGUCACAUCUCGCAACACGCAUGAGCGUGGUCACACUGGAAAAAACUAUUGGUGCUCAGACUGUGGCGAGACGUUCAAGGAGCGCCAGGAUCGCGACACACAUGAGUGUAUUGUUUACAAGGGAGAACGGCCCUUCAGCUGCUCAGAAUGCAACGAGGACUUUCAAAGGCAGUACCAUCUCAAAMAACACCAGCUGGAAAAACACCCUSUAAUGGUGGASCAGACUGUCGAACCAGAACCUGAGUCCAAGGACAUUGAGGACCAACAGAGACAGUUGUCUGAGAGUUCUGAGGCACCCACGCGUUUCACCUGUGACAUAUGUGGAAUGACUAUUAUGAAUAAAGGCAACAUCAACAGACAUAUGUUAACACACACAAAGAAGCCCUUUAGUUGUGAUAUCUGUGGUGAGAAUUUUAAGCGCAAAGCCCAAUUUACCCGACAUCAGAGCAAACACGCGAGAGUUGAGGAGAAAGUAGAAAAACCCUACAGUUGCACUGUGUGUGGCAUGACGUUUGUAUAUUCUAAAAUGCGCAACAACCAUGAGCGCAAACAUAUUGGAGAAGACUAUUGUUGUUCAGACUGUGGCAAGACAUUCAAGGAGCGUCAGGAGCGCGACACACACGAGUGCAUUGUUUUCAAAGGAGACCGGCCCUUCRGAUGCUCAGAGUGCAACGAGGACUUUCAAAGGCAGGACCAUCUCAAACAACACCAGCUGGAAAAACACCCUGUAAUGGUGGAGCAGACUGUUGACCCAGAACCUGAGUCCAAGGACAUUGAGAACCAACAGAGUCAGUUGUCUGAGAGUUCUGAGACUGAGGCACCCACGCGUUUCACCUGUGACAUAUGUGGUAUGAUUAUUAUGAAUAAAGGCAACAUUAACCGACACAUGUUAAUACACAAAAWGAAGCCCUUUAGUUGUGAUAUCUGUGGUGAGAAUUUUAAGCGCCACACCUGUUUAGCCAAACAUCAAGGAAAACACGAGAGUGUUGAGGAGAAAGUAGAAAAACCCUACAGUUGCUCUAUGUGUGGAAUGAUGUUUGUAUAUCCUAAAAUGCGUGACAACCAUGAAAGCAAACACAUUGGAGAAGACUUCUGGUGCUCAGGAUGUGACAAGACGUUCAAGGAGCGAGGGGAUCGMGAUGUGCACAAGUGCGUUGUUUACAAGGGAGACCGACCCUUCAGAUGCUCCGAGUGCAAUGAGGACUUUGAAAGACAGUACCAUCUCAAAAGACACCAGCUGGAAAAACACCCUCUAAUGGUGAACAAGCCACGUCCCGGUCAUGAUACUGCGAUGGUAGUACAGGGAGCACAGCCUUCAAAUGACAAUGACCCUAAGGCCGAUAUGAGUACGUUAGGUGGAAAAGUUCCAGUAACAUAAACUCAGGUUAAGUUGACACAAGUGAAAUGGCUUCAACUGAAUUAAGUUGUUUUGGUAAGUACAAAAAGGAUAGACAUGAAAUUGAAKGAAGGGGUGACGGAUAGCGUUGCAAAUAGUGUGUAGAACAGCGAUGGGACUGGGAUUCAAUCCCACACAGGCAGGGGAUCGCAUCUCUGCCUUUACUGCACAACUAACUUCAGGCACCUGGAUAAUGUUUUACAGCCAUCUUUAAUGCUCAUGUUGGGCCUAGAUUCGAUUUGGACUGUUACAGCACGCUUCACGUUUUAAAUGACGUUUCCGAUUGAGCCAAAAUAUGCAGCAUUUUACGUGAAUAGACUGUGAUUCCCAAACCACCCCCUACCAACUCACUCRGAGGGCUCUCCGUUGYCACGUGUUGCUGUCAACUCCCAUGGGUGACUUCCAAAGAGAGGCGAGGGGAUCAAUAAACUGUCCACUUCGGGACACACUCRUGGGUAUACUGAUGAUUUGUCUGGACUGAUGGAUUGUUUACAUAGCAGGUUAGGAGAACUAACCGCAGCCGGUUAGGAUAAUUAACAUAGUAGGUUGGGAAAAGGGUUAGA